CAUUCUCAUCUUCUCCAAACCUGUGGUAAGACACGGACUCAAAAAAAAUGGGACGCUCAAGUUUUUGUUGUUCCCUUGCGAUUUGUGCCAUCUUGGCCGUCCAUUUCUCACUAGCCUCAUCAUCAGCCCUUGAUUUCGGCGUGGACCUGGACCAUCAUCAGCUCGCCUGGGUUUCAACGAGAUCGGGAUGCAGUGGAUCGAUGGCAGAGUGCCUCAUAGCUGGGGAUGACGACCUGGAGAUGGCAAUGGACUCUGAGACCAACCGGCGCAUUUUAGCGGCGAGGCGUUAUAUUAGCUACGGUGCGCUGAGGAGGAACACUGUGCCUUGUUCACGCCGAGGUGCUUCUUACUACAAUUGCCGACCUGGGGCUCAGGCCAAUCCCUACUCUCGCGGUUGCAGUGCCAUUACUCGCUGCAGACGCUAACUUUGUUAUUAUUAUUAUUUUUUUAAUUUUUAUAUAUGUAUCUGCCUGAUUGAAGAUUGUGGUGUUAUAUACAUUAUUAUUAUUAAGAAAGAGAUUUGAAUAAGUAUCAAGAAAAUUUGAUGUUUUAUAUUGUAAUUUGCAAUUUUACUAUAUACCCAUUUAUUCAUUUAUCUUUUUUUA
Molecule: messenger RNA, 605 nt
Organism: Ziziphus jujuba (common jujube)
Lineage: Eukaryota; Viridiplantae; Streptophyta; Magnoliopsida; Rosales; Rhamnaceae
Product: protein RALF-like 33
Exons: 1
Coding region: 48-425 (125 amino acids)
Source: RefSeq, a predicted model, not a curated record